Molecule: messenger RNA, 4959 nt
Organism: Geodia barretti
Lineage: Eukaryota; Metazoa; Porifera; Demospongiae; Tetractinellida; Geodiidae
Source: the annotation of a GenBank genome assembly
UGACGCUUGCAGGUGCUCCGGUUGCUCAUGAGGAACAAACUACACUUUUAAACCUAUCUGAUACUCCAACACUGCCGAAACUAACCUUUCUGCCGACACAAUCAGGAAAGGGAAUCAGGAUAAUUGAAAGUAUAGGGAUAAAAUAUAAAGCACUUGGCUCCCUCUUGUUGGAAGACGAUGAUGGUACCAAAACAGAGACGAUAGUAAUCUCUGAACAUUAUCAACCAGCUAAUAUAGCUCAUCAUAUUUUCUCAAGGUGGCUCCAGGGUGGUGGAAAAGAGCCAGUAACGUGGGUAACUCUCAUUGCUGUUCUUAAACAAGUGGGUUUUAUACGAUUGGCUCGAAGUAUUAAAGAACUGAGUGUUUCACCCCGUGAGGAUAUUCAUCAUAGUAUUCCAACAGAGAAUGAACCUAAGGCGUUUUGCUGCUUGUGACCGACCGUUGCCUCUUGUUCUCACGUCGUCGACUAUUGAAGUGAAGAAGAUGAUACAGCAGUUGGAUAUGGGUUUCCAUAAGCUAAAAGAAGUUAUUAGGGAAUGUCUUGAGAAACAUAAAAUUAUUGUGAAGAAAGUUGUAUAUGUUCUGACAUCACUUUCCCCUGAUCACGAUGAAAAUCAUGCACAGUUCCUGGAGGGGCAUGUGAAAGAUUUGUUUGCAGCAGCAGAUUAUUUUGAGCUCUUUGGGCACAUGAAUUUUCACUGGAACUAUCUCGACCCAAGCCUUCUCGAUCAUCUCGUCUGUAAAUUAGAUUUGGAGGAUGUGAAAGCUCAAAUGGAGGGAUACAAGUCGAAUCUGCAUCAGUUCAGAAUGAAGACGCCAUUAUCUCUCUUUUGUCGGGCACAAAAAAGAAAAAGAGUCAAAUUUUCACCUGAUUUCGUGGAUGUAGCCGCAGAAUUUACAUGGCCAAGGGAGCAGGAAAUAACACUGGAAGACGUAGAGCAAUUUCGACAGGAGUAUGCCUCUCACUACCGACUCCGUGAAUUUGCCAUGAUGCUUUUCGAAGUCUGCCCUGGUUCUUUCUUAAUCCUAUGGAUGGUACCUAAAUCCAUCACUAAUAUUCUGAGGCACAAUGUGCCCGUACAAAUUCUCAAGAAAUACUUCAUCACUAAGCUCACAAUUGCUGGUGCCUGCAUCUACCGCUGUUCUCCUGAAGAAGAGGAAGUGCAGGAUGAUGAUCCACCAGACUCUGAUUCAACAUUUGAGAAAGCCAUCUGAUGAAAUCCCUUGCGAAGCCGAGGGAUCUUCGCUGAUUGAUACUGGACCUUUCGAGGAUCCAUGUCAGGACUCUACAACAGCUACAGACGAACCACAACAUGGAGGUGAGACCGAAGUUCGUAUCUCUUCAGAGGAAGAUGUCGGGGCCACUGAUGCUGAGUGCUCAACUGAAUCUGUCGAGUCCCAGACUGCAGCAGGUGGAUCUAAAGCUGACCAAUCAGUCUCCACAGAAGAAAGUAUCAACUAUGUUCCGGCAGAUGAAACGAAGUUAAAAGUGGAUGAUCAUUCAGUAGCCGCCAGUGAACCUGGAAGUAUUCCAUUACCUAGCGAUUCUUUACCUCAAGAGUAUCCCUUGGCACAAGAGUAUCCAUUUGUUGAAGAGCCAUCUCAGGAUUUCUACUGUCCAGUCACAUAUGAUGUAAUGGUUGAGCCUCACCUCACAUCGUGCUGUGGCAAAAAUCUCUCAGAGAGAGCUGUAUUCAGAAUACAGAGGGAGGGGAAUCCAUGUCCGUUGUGCAGGAGAUCCAAUUGGAGCACACUAUUGAACAAGGAAUUGCAGGAUAUGGUUGGGGCUCUCAGGGUAUUCUGUCCCCAUGUGGACAGAGGGUGUAAGUGGAAGGGAAAGCUGCGUCAGUUUGACAGCCACGUCGAGCAUUGUUCCAAGGGGGAUGCUCCUGUACAAGAAUCAACCAGGGAAACAGUGCUCCAUGAUGCUGCUAAAAGGGGAGAUGCUGAGACGGUUCAGAGACUGCUCUCGGCAGGAAAUGUUGACAUUAACUCCACGAAUGCAAUUACAGGAGAGACAGCUCUGCACCUCAGCUCCAAGGGAGGUCAUGUUGAAGUUGUUUGUCUGUUGGUCAAGGCGGGAGCUGACCUUAAUACUGUUGACAAAAAUAACAGGACUCCACUGUUCUGGGCUUCAGCAAGAGGUCACACAAAGAUAGUAGAAAUACUGCUAAAGGGUGGUGCAGAUUUUUGUAGCCGCCGUAAGGAUGGUAUCAGUCCACUGCACGUGGCCUGCCUUGGAGGCCACACGGAUGUAGUGGACCUACUAGUUCAGGCAGGAGCUGACAUUCAUCUUGCAAGCACUGAUAAGUAUGGGAGUGAUUCUUUGAUGAUAGCUGCUACCAAAGGACAUACAGCAACAGUUCAAAGGCUCCUGGAGGCAGGAGCUACUGUUAACCACAAGAGCAAGGCUGGCUGGACUCCACUUAUUUGUGCCUCACUUGGAGGUCAUAUGGGAGUAGUCAAAUUACUGCUAGAAAAGGGAGCUGAUGUCAAUAUCUGUAGUAAGCAUGGCUGCAGCCCAGUAUAUGCUGCCAGUGAGAAUGGUCACACAGAUGUAGUGGACCUACUAAUCCAGGCAGGAGCUGACAUACAUCUUUCCUCCAUUGAGUAUGGCAUUGUUCCCCUUGAGAUAGCUUCUGGUAGCGGACACACUGAGACAGUUAGAAGACUUUUACAAGCAGGAGCCCCUGUCAACCAUCAGAGGAAGGGCGGUUUCAGUGCAGUGUUUUUAGCCAGCCAGGGAGGCCACACAGAUGUAGUGGACCUAUUAAUCCAGGAAGGAGCUGACAUUCACCUGGCCACCACUAAGUCUGGCACUGUUCCUCUGGGGAUAGCUGCUACCCUUGGGCAUACAGAGACAGUUCAGAGACUGUUGGAAGCAGGAGCCACUGUGAACUACCAGAACAAGAAUGGCAUAACUGCACUCCUGAAUGCAGCAAUGAAUGGACAUGUUCAGGUAGUCAGACUGCUGCUGGAGAAAGGAGUUAGUGUCAACGUCUGUAAUAAGGAUGGUUUUAGUCCGGUCUAUUUAGCAAGCCAGGAAGGUCACACAGAUGUAGUGGACCUACUAGUCAAGGCAGGAGCUGAUAUCCACCUAGCCACAACUAAGUCUGGUGGUGUUCCUCUCGAGAUAGCAGCUGCCAGCGGACAUACCGAGACAGCUAAGUGCCUGUUGGAUGCUGGUGCCAUUGUCAACUACCAGAGGAAGGAUGGUAGGACUCCACUCUUUGGUGCCUCAUUCAAUGGUCAUGCUGGAGUAGUAAGACUGCUACUGGAGAGAGGAGCUGGUGUCAACAUCUGCGAUAAGGGUAAUGUCAGCCCAAUCUCUGUUGCCAGCCAGAAUGGCCACGCAGAUGUUGUGGAUCUACUGGUACAGGCAGGAGCUGACAUACACCGGCCUAUUACUGAAUAUGGCAGUGUUCCUCUGGAGAUAGCUGCUGAGAAUGGACAUGCUGAAACAGUUCAGAGACUGUUAGAAGCAGGAGCUGCUGUCGACUUCCGGAGGAAGGAUGGCAGGACACCAUUGUUCUUUGCCUCAUUCAAUGGCCAUUUACCAGUUGUGAGGAUAUUGCUUGAAAAGGGAGCUGGUGUGAAUAUCUGUGAUAAGGAUGGUUUCAGUCCAAUUUUUGUUGCCAGUCAGAAUGGCCACACCGAAAUAGUGGACCUACUAGUCCAGGAAGGAGCUGACAUCCACCUGGCUACAAAGAAUGGCAAUAUUCCUCUGGGGAUUGCUUCUGAGAAUGGGCAUGCUGAAACAGUUCAAAGACUUUUGGAGGCAGGAGCCAUGACCAACUACCAGAAAAAGGAUGGUAGGACUCCACUCUUUGGUGCCUCAUUCAAUGGUCAUGCUGAAGUAGUAAGACUGCUACUGGAGAGAGGAGCUGGUGUCAACAUCUGUGAUAAGGAUGGUUUCAGUCCAGUGUUUGUAGCCUGCCAAAAAGGUGAUACAGAUGUUGUGGACCUACUAGUCACAGCAGGAGCUGACAUACACUUGGCCAGUAAGUUCCUUAUUGUUCCUCUGGAGAUAGCUGUUGACAGUGGUCAUAUUGAGACAGUUCAAAGGCUGUUGGAGACAGGGGUACCUGUCGACUACCAGUGUAGGGGUGGCAGAACUCCAUUAUUCUGUGCCUCACUCGGUGGUCAUGUGACAAUAGUAAGAUUGCUUCUGGAACAAGGAGCUGGCAUCAAUAUCUGUGAUGAGGGUGGUUUCAGUCCAGUGUAUGCAGCCUGUCAGGAGGGACAUACAGAUGUGGUAGAUCUACUAAUCCAGUCAGGAGCUGAUGUCAACCUGUCCACAACUGAGUGUGGCAGUGUUCCUCUGGAGGUAGCCGCUGAGAAUGGACACACAGAGGCAGUUCAGGUACUCUUGGAGGCAGGAGCCACUGUCAACCAUCAAAACAAGGAAGGGAAGACUCCACUUCACUCCGCCUCAGCUGAAGGCCAUGCAGAAGUAGUGAGACUACUGCUGGAGAAAGGAGCUAAUAGUAACAUUGCUGAUAAGUACGACCGUCUUCCUCUGGGCAUAGCUGCUGAGAUGGGACAUACUGACACAGUUCAGAGACUGUUGGAGGCAGAUGACACCGUUUUCCAUCAAAGCAAAACUGUGUCGGCACUGCAUUCUUCUGUAAAGAAACAACGCUCGAAAGAUUAUGAAUCGACUUCGAUUCAGCUGGAGUCAAUUGCACACCUAAAAAACUGAUGGUUAUUUAUCUGCUACUAGUACUUUGCAGUCUUGUGAGCUUUAUACUCUCCAUGCUACUGGAACUUAAUUAAGUACCUUCUGCAGACGUUUAUCUGUGAUGUAUAGCUUGUAGUGUUCUAUCCAAGUCAUACUUCUGAUCCUGGAACAUCACACAUGUGCAAUAGGACGACAUUAUAACUUAACCAGCCACUGAUACCUGUCCAGGGCUUGCAUAAGUCCGUCAGCAUUGACUAGGCCAAUCUACAUAAUUAUAG